ACCGCUCCCAAGAAAGAUAAAGAUUCCUUAUCCUGUUUUUCUUUAAUUUGCUAAAAACAUGGAGAUAUGGCUCCUCGUUCUCAUCUCUCUCUCACUCUGUGCCUUCCUUAAAGCCCUCUUUAACCGUGUUUUUCUUUCCCAGACUCACAACCUCCCUCCAGCCCCCUUCACCUUCCCUGUUAUUGGCAACAUCUUAUGGAUCCGUAAAUCCACCUCCGAGCUGGAGCGUGCCAUCCGCUCCCUCAACCAAAAGCUAGGCCCGAUGGUCACCCUCCACAUGGGCUCUCGCCCCGCCAUCUUUAUAGCUGAUCGCUCCCUUGCUUACAUUGCUUUGAUCCAGAAAGGGGCAGUUUUUGCUAACCGCCCACCUGCUCCUGCUACAAGCAGAGUGCUUAGCAAUCAGCGUAACAUCAACUCUUCAUUCUACGGUCCUACUUGGCGUCUCCUCCGUCGAAACCUCACAUCAGAAAUCCUCCAUCCUUCGCGGGUUAAGACGUUUGGUCAUGCUCGUAAAUGGGUGUUGAAUAUCUUGAUGAACCAAUUUAAGUUGUUGUCCAAUUCUGGGGACCCUGUUCGUGUAGUUGAUCAUUUUCAGUAUGCUAUGUUUUGUCUGUUAGUGUUCAUGUGUUUCGGUGACAAAUUAGAGGAGAAACAGAUUCAAGAGGUCGAACAAGUUCAGCGUCGCAUGGUGGUGAAUAUAAGUAGAUUCAAUAUACUUAAUUUCUGGCCAAGUUUGAGCAAGAUAGUGCUUCGUAAACGAUGGGCAGAGUUCUUGCAGCUUCACAAGGACCGAGAAGAUGUAAUCCUUCCAUUGAUAAGAGAAAGAAAGAAGUUGAAGGAACAGAGGUUGAGAAAAUUAAAUAUGGAGGAGAACAAGGAUGAGUAUGUCUUGUCUUAUGUUGAUACGCUGCUGGAUCUGCAACUUCCUGAUGAGAAACGAAAGCUUAAUGACCUCGAAAUUGUUAGUUUAUGCAACGAGUUCCUUAAUGGCGGCACGGAUACUACCACAACAGCCUUGCAGUGGAUCAUGGCAAAUCUGGUGAAGUAUCCACAGAUUCAGGAGAAGCUGCUCCUGGAAAUCAAAGAGGUUGUUGGAGAAGGAGAGGAAGUGGUUAAAGAAGACGAUUUACAAAAGAUGCCUUAUCUAAAAGCAAUAAUUUUAGAAGGGUUAAGGAGGCACCCGCCUGCACGUAUGGUGUUGCCACAUGCUGUGACUGAAGAUACGGUGCUGGGUGGAUUCUUGGUUCCUAAAAAUGGGACUGUAAAUUUCAUGGUUGCUGAUAUAGGUUGGGAUUCGAAGGCGUGGGAGGAUCCCAUGGCAUUCAAGCCUGAAAGGUUUCUGAAUAGUGAAAGGGAAGCAUUUGAUAUAACAGGAAGUAGAGAGAUUAAGAUGAUGCCUUUUGGAGCUGGAAGGAGAAUUUGCCCUGGUUAUGGUUUAGCAAUGCUUCAUUUGGAAUAUUUUGUGGCUAAUUUGAUCUUGAAUUUUGAGUGGAAGGCUGUGGAUGGAGAUGAUAUUGAUUUGUCUGAGAAGCAAGAACUUACCAUUGUAAUGAAGAAUCCACUGCGCGCCCACCUAUCUCGCAGAGUUGCAAGUUGAAGAGCAGAAGUUAGGGUGUGUGGCUAUCUAUAUGUAUACAGUAACAUCUUUGUGUAUUGUCACUAUAUGUGGCUUGUUUUGACAAGGCGGCUGUAUUACUUACGAAAUAAUACUAAAACAAAACGUUGAAAUUUA
This is a messenger RNA of Populus nigra (black poplar), 1732 nucleotides long. Its product is annotated as cytochrome P450 89A2-like. Gene Ontology annotation, cellular component: membrane. The transcript has a single exon. The coding region runs from base 59 to 1597 and encodes 512 amino acids. The record is from RefSeq and is a predicted model, not a curated record. NCBI's taxonomy places the organism in Eukaryota, Viridiplantae, Streptophyta, Magnoliopsida, Malpighiales, Salicaceae. Gene Ontology annotation, molecular function: heme binding; oxidoreductase activity, acting on paired donors, with incorporation or reduction of molecular oxygen, NAD(P)H as one donor, and incorporation of one atom of oxygen; iron ion binding.